AUUUGGAAUGGCAAUGCAUAAAGUCAGUCGGUGUUUUUAGCAAAUUCUGCGUUUAAAAGCUUAAAAGUUUAAUCAGUUUACGUUUGUAAAAUAUUAAAAAGUUCUAUUGAUGACAAUAGAUUUAAGUAAACAUUGAAGUUUAAAUCAUUUAUAGCGUUUCAGUCACACCAUCAAAUGUAAAAGCGAGUUACUGAGUGAAUGAAGUGUUUGUUUUUUUCUGACUUAUCAUCCAAAUUUUUCAAUUUUCUAAAUCAUUUCCUCACUAUUAUGUCCAGUUUAUGCUUUAUAUAAUACGUCGAUUUAUCUCUGUAGCCUCUAAUUCUAUUAAUUUAGUUUCAAAAUUAUCGAAUAAAAUGCCAGGUUCACCUGCUUAUGAAUGUAUUGCUGAGAUUUUAACUGAUGGAGGAGCUAAGUUAUCAAAAUACAAGUCACAUAGAAGUGGGAUGACUAUAUGCAUCGCCCAAACUGAUGGACCCUUAGUUGGUGGCUAUUUGUGUCUUGCAACCGAAGCUCACGAUGAUGAUGGUCUGCCUCAUACUUUAGAACAUUUAGUGUUUUUGGGAAGUGAAAAAUACCCAUUUAAAGGUGUUUUAGACUUGCUAGCUUCCCGUUGCUUGUCACAAGGUACAAAUGCCUGGACAGAUACCGACCAUACAUGCUACACUCUAACUACAGCUGGUGAUGAAGGUUUUCUUAAGCUUCUCCCUAUCUACUUGGACCACCUCCUUUAUCCGACAUUAACUGAUGCAGGCUACGUUACAGAGGUUCACCAUAUUAAUGGCUUAGGCGAAGAUGCAGGGGUCGUUUACAAUGAAAUGCAAACUAGGGAAAACUCUGGUGAAAGUCGUUGUCAUUUGGCCAUGCUAAGGUCAAUGUAUCCUGGCCAUUGUGGAUAUAAAUCAGAGACUGGAGGACUUGUAAAAAAUUUACGAGAAAGCACAUCCAAUGAAAAAGUUCGCCAAUACCAUAAAGAUUUUUACCGCCCUGAAAAUUUGUCUGUUAUAAUAGUAGGACAAAUUGAUGCAGAUAAAGUAUUCCAGGCAUUAGAACCAGUGGAGGAAAGAAUUAUGAAAGAUGGAAAAAGAGAACCAUUUGUCAGACCAUGGCAAACACCUGUUCCUCCAUUGGCUGAAUCUGUUUCACUUGAAGUUGAGUAUCCAACUGAAGAGGAUGAUCAUGGCUUGUUGAUUGCAGCUUGGAGAGGGCCAUUAGCUACUGAUUAUUCAAGUUUAGUGUCAAUGCAACUUUUGAUGGACUACUUUACUGAUACCUCAGUAUCUCCUCUCAAUCGUGACCUGGUUGAGAUAGAUGAUGCAUAUUGCAAUCAGGUUGAUUAUACUGUGAUCGAGAAUCAAGUCUCUUGUAUAUAUCUUCAUUUUUCAAAUGUUCCUGUUGACAAAUUAAAGGAUAUUCAAGAUAAGUUUACUGAAAUUCUUCAAAAUUUCGUUGAUGGUAAAGAGGAGUUUGACAUGAGACGAAUGGAAACAUUGAUUAAAAAGAAAAAACUACAUAUUUUAACUAGUAUGGAGGAUAAUGCACACGAUGCAUUGGCUAGUUGUCUUAUUGGAGACUUUUUGUAUGGAUCGACAUUAGAAGAUCUCCAGAACAGAUUGCAGGAAAUACCAAUCAUUGAAAGUUUGUUUAACAAGCCUGCUGAAUACUGGAUCAAUCUUUUGAAGACUUAUAUUCUUCAUGGAAAUCAUGUCAUUGUUGAAGGGCGUCCUAGCCCAGCGCUUGCAGCUGAAAUGGCUGAGAUUGAAAAGAAGAGAAUUGAGGAACAGCAGAAGAAACUGGGACCCGAUGGUUUGAAAGAAAAAGCACAGGUUUUGAAGGAUGCCAUUGAACAGAAUGAAAUUUUGCCACCAAAAGAAGUUUUGAAUUCUAUUACCGUGCCUUCUGUUAAAUCUAUAAAACUGCAUCCUUUGAAAAGAAUCUGCAAUAUUGUUGAAACUGAAAGUUGUGGUUUAGAUUUCCCGAUUAAAAAAAUGCCUUGCCGUUUUCAAUUAGAUGCUAUAAACACCAACUUUAUCCGGGUCUAUGUUAUGAUGGAUACCAAUGACCUUCCUCAAGAUUUGCGAUUGUAUCUUCCCUUAUUUGUCGAACUUUUAGAUGAAUGCCCAAUCAAGCGUAAUGGAGAAAUUAUACCCUACCAGGAUGUGGUGACUGAGUUGGAGAAAGAUACCAUUUCGAUAUCAGCUAACUUGGGAUUCAACUACCAACGUUUUUUCUGUGGGACAUAUGCUCAACUUAUUUGUCUAGAAUUAAUGGUUGCAGAAGAAAAGUAUGAGAAAUCAGUUCAGUGGAUACGAGAAUUGUUGUAUCAAAUUGUAUUUGAACCAUCAAGAAUCAAGACAUCUAUCAAUAAAAUGGUGACUGCUGUAUCUGGUCUGAAACGUAAAGGAGGUACAGUUAUGAGAACGCUACUGCAUAACUUAAUAUUUCACCCACACAGUAAUCGUUGGACAUCCAGUAUGCUGAGGCAAGCAAAUUUCCUUUCAAAAACUCUACAAACUUUAGAAUCAAAACCUGAAGAGGUUAUUGAGAAAUUGAACAAAAUCAAAGAAUUGGUUGUGAGGCCUGAGAAGAUGACUGUUCAUUUAGCUGUGAACCUAGACAAAUUAAAGUCAAAAGUAAAUCCAGAGCAACCCUGGAUUGAAGAUUUCCUUCCUCCUCAUAUUCAACCAGGAUAUAAAAAGAGCCCAAUUAAAAAGUGCCAUGAGUUACUUCAGCUUAAAAUGGGUGAUGAACCUAGGGGUGUGAUUAUUGGCCUCGGAUCUGUAGAGACCGGAUAUUUGGUGCAGUGUGCGCCAUGUGUCACAUCACCCACUCAUCCUGAUUAUGUGCCUAUAUUAGUUUUAAUACAGUACCUUACUCAACUGGAGGGACCUGUGUGGAGACAAGUGAGAGGUCAGGGUUUAGCUUACAGUUGCAGCAUGUAUUUAGAUCCUGACUCAGGGUUAAUAUUUUUCAACCUAACCAGAGCUACACACAUUGUUAAGGGAUACACAGAAACUUUAAAAGCUGUUGAGUCUCAUUUAAAUGGUGAGUGUAAAUGGGACAAAGAAUUCUUAGAGUCGGCGUGCAGCAGUAUGAUCUUUGAAAUCAUUGAGAGGGUGAAGACCGUGUCUGAUGUGGCCGAGGAGUCCCUUAGAGCUUAUUACAACAAUGUUGACAUGAACUUCAUACAGGAACUGUUGGAGAAGGUUCCCAAGGUCACCUUUCAGGACAUGGAGCGUGUAGGAGUCAAGUACAUGAAACCCUUGUUUCAAGACGCCACCUCCAGGUGCUCCAUUGUCUGCCACCCGAGUAAAGUGGAGGAAAUAACGCAAGGAUUUGCUGCGUUUUCAAGAAAUUUACGAAUCUUACCAUCUCUAGACGAUCCGAGUGUCACAGAUUUUUAAUUUUGUAAUUUUGCAUAAUUUAAGAAUAAAUUAUUUAUUUUCA
This is a messenger RNA of Parasteatoda tepidariorum (common house spider), 3444 nucleotides long. RefSeq lists its product as uncharacterized. Lineage: Eukaryota; Metazoa; Arthropoda; Arachnida; Araneae; Theridiidae. Gene Ontology annotation, molecular function: metal ion binding. Gene Ontology annotation, biological process: proteolysis. The record is from RefSeq and is a predicted model, not a curated record.